Spodoptera frugiperda (fall armyworm) is the source of this 4292-nucleotide messenger RNA. RefSeq lists its product as uncharacterized. The transcript is spliced from 7 exons. Lineage: Eukaryota; Metazoa; Arthropoda; Insecta; Lepidoptera; Noctuidae. The record is from RefSeq and is a predicted model, not a curated record. The coding region runs from base 40 to 4233 and encodes 1397 amino acids.
AUCUGAUUACAGAAAACCAAAUAACCCAACACCCUACAUAUGACACGAUGCGACUACGACGCUGUAUUCUACAGGGUUUUCUGUAUCUCACUGCUAGCCAUCGCGUUCACAUUCACUGUGAUCCUAACCAAUGUGUUCAUUGAUAUCGACGGAUUGCUCGCUAGUAAGAAAGAACCCAACACCCUACAUAUGACACGAUGCGACUACGACGCUGUAUUCUACAGGGUUUUCUGUAUAUCACUGCUAGCCAUUGCGUUCACAUUCACUGUGAUCCUAACCAAUGUCUUCAUUGAUAUCGACGGAUUGCUCGCUAGUAAGAAAGACAAACACAACACUCAUAUUAAUGAUAACAUCAUUCAUGAUGAGUUUACUCCCGAAGCCACGGACAUUAAUGAAGAAAUCAAUUAUGGAGAAAAUGAUGAAUCAUAUAGAACCAAACGAUCCGUUGAAACCCAAAGCUUUCUUUUUCACAUUAAAAAUCCAAAAGUGAAAAACAUACUAGCCAAUAAGCUAUCAUCUCUGCUAGAAGAAUUAGACGCAGAAGAAACAGCAGACACUAAGCUUAAAGAAAAGUUAGCUAAAGAAAUAGCAAAGACUACAGAAGCCCCUGUCCUUACUACAGUAGCACCAAAGCUAUCUAUUAAAGAAGAUGAAAAAAAGAAAAAAGAUGAUGAACUUCUACAUUUGACGAUGCAUAACAUUCUUCUGCAAGGAAUUAUUGGACAUUUGGACUUAAAUGAUGUCUACAAACGGGUCUACUCUCUGAUAUCCAAUUUCAAUGAUUUGCAGCAAAAGAAAGAUGGACUCAGGCAAAAUCCAAAUGAAAAAUCUAAUAAUAAUCCGGAAUCAAGGAUAUUGCCAAAACCAGUUGAAGCGAAGUUUUUCGAUGAAAUGCUAAACUGCAACGAGCUGCAGGAACAAAUUGUUGAAAGCGCUACAGUUAAGGAGGAAAAUAAGAAGCCAGUAAAAGCAAAACCUAACGUGAUGAUUAAAACGAUCAUAGAUAUAUCAUCACCGGCAAAGGAUAAUGACACUAAAUCAUCAAAAGACAACGUCAAAGGCGUCAUAGAACUAGUAUACAACGGUAAAACAAUAAAAUUCACUCGACCAGAUAUUACUGAGACAUUACAACCAUCCCUACCAAAAUCACUCCAACCAGUAAUUCAACCAAAAGUAUCCCAACCAAGGACAGUAACACCAGAAACAACCACUGCAAAAGUUAAUAACGACUAUAAUUUAGUACCAAAGAUGUAUUUAAACAAAUUCAUAGAAGAAUAUUUUAAAAGAUACCCAAAAGAUAACUUGAAAGAUUCAAAUAAUGAUGCUAAAGACCAUUUCGAAACUAAACGCUUUAAAAGACACGUAAAAAUAAAAUACGACGGAUAUCCUAAAAAGAUUCUAGAAAAACCAGUUGAAAAAGCAGAAGACGACGAUUUAUACGUUGAAAUAGAAACUCACUUUGACAGCAAAGGCUUAAAAGGUGAGAAGAAAAAGAAACUAAUAAGGAAUAUCAUAGAAAAAAUACAAAAGGCCAUACACACUGAUAUGAAAGGUACACUUAUAACUCCGAAACGAGAACCGAAUAAAAUGAGGCGAUUACAUUUCAAAAAACGCCUCCAAGACCCGCUAGAUCAUAAAAGUAACCAUGUCUUAGUAAACAAAUACAGUUUGCCGUUAAAAAACCUUUUCCACCGUCAGUUGAACCCUAUCAGCAAGACAGUGCCGAUGCAAGAGAGCUCACCUUAUAUUGGUUCAAGGUCUGGAGAAGAAUGGAAGAAACCAUGUUUCGGGCCCCAUUUUUUAGCUGCCAAUAAAGCCAUUAAUUCAGCUGAACUAAGUCAAGUAGACAUUGAUUAUAGCAAAAUUCUAGACAUAAAUGGUGUACCACAAAGACUACAACAGCCUUUGAAUACAGAAGCCAGUGAAGAGAAUCUUAACACGAAUUCUUUUUAUGAUGUCGGUAAGAUGAAAUUUUUCAUCAAAGACAUUGAUGGUUCUGGGUUUUCCGUAGGUUUCAACCAAUAUGUUGAUGAGCCACCAGAUCCUGAUACUAUGAGGCUGUUCACGGGUCUAGAAAAUGUUAUCAAGACUUACCAUCAGACCUAUGAUCCUGUGCCAGAAGGACCUCAAGCUAGCACGACCACAGAAGCUAAUAUAAAGCCAGAAAUUAUUCCCAUGCCCACAAGGAAUGUUGAACAUAAUAUAGAAAGGAGAUCUGUGAACAAGAAUCAUGAUUAUCAUUCUAAUGAAUAUAAAAUUAUAUACGAUAAUAAUUUCAUGCCUUAUCGUAAUUAUCGAGACAUUUUUGAGUCCAACAAAAUCCAGCCACGGUCCAAAUUAGCGUUCACUUCUCAAAAACGUUUAAAACUACCUUUAGUAGUCGACGAAAACGUUUUCGACAAAAACCUGAAACCAGCCGAAAUAUUCGGACUCGCGAGUCUGUUCGAAAGAAAGAAAAGAGCGAUCAACAUGAAUAAAAGAUCGAUUAACAUAAAAAAGAUAUCGAAUUUAAAAAACAAAAUCAAGCUGAAUAGGUUUUUGAAUACAAACGCGAUGCCGACGAAACGAAUCUAUUUGAAUAAGAAGAGAAAUAAACGACAGAUUAAUAAAAUAAGGAUCAUAGCUACAGAUUUGCCACAUAUGUCUAAACAUUCAGAUGAAAAUGUAUUUGUAGUGUCAGACGAAAACGUAUUUGCUGACAGAGCAAUAGUCAAGGACAUGGAAACUUCAGAAGGUGAACAUGACAAGCAAGAAGACUCAGACUAUCUACCUUAUCAGAACGAAGACAGUAUGCCCUCGACUUACAUCACAAAGAUAUUUGAUGGCCGCUCCAGACACAAUCCGUUAAUGUCCAAAUAUCCCCAUGUAUUCAUGGAAGAAAUUUCCCGAUCAAGGGAAGAGUAUAUUCCACACAAUUCGUUAUUAUUUGGCAAAAUCCCCGGUCUUUCCACUCUAAGACAAAGUUUUGAAAUGGAAAAGACUGAUGAGAAAGGUGAUGGUGAACAUAUAACUACUACAAACACUACAGAUGCCCACAACAAUGCUAAAGAUGAAGAACUAGUUAACUCUUUAAUCCCACCACCUAAUAGAGCCAAUUAUAAAGUCACAGUCAAAAUAAUGCCUAAGAACCAAACAGGAUUGAAUUCAGGGUUUAAAGAAGUACAUACAAGUAUUAAUAAGAGAUACAAUAAGAAUGGCUUGCUUUACUCUUCUUUGGUAAACGUAUCAGAAAUAUCGAAGAUAAUUAAACUGAAUAGGACUAAAGAGGAAAUGGAAGCAGACAUGAGGCACGGAGGACAAGUACAACUUAGAGUACUAGGGCCACACGACAACUUUAUGGCAAAAAGAAUGAAAGAACAACAAGCUAAAAUGUCUUUUCUAUUAAAGCAACAUGCAAAACACAUAAACGAACAACUAACCAGACUCAAUGAGGAGAAAAUCAAUCUAGAAUCUUUGCUAACCAAUGAUAAUAUAACUGAGAUUAAAUAUGCAGACUAUGAUGAUACAAAUCCAAAGCCUUAUUUACCUAAUACACCAGUAAAGAGAGCUCCAGACAGCAUAGAAGAGGAACCGAAAGAAGAAGUAACAACGACAACUCAAAAGCCAAGAACUGUUAAAACAACUGCAACAACUGCUGCACCCACUACAACAACAGCAACAACACACCACUCGCUACAACAACACUUAUUCACAGAGAAAAUAAAAAAGAAUAUAAUAAACACAAUAGAAAGAAAUGGGAACUUAACAGACCAAAUACUGAGAAAGAUAGAUAAGAACACAGAAAUACUGCAAAUAUUUUUGAGAAAACUCACAGAGAGAAUACAGGUAACAACGCCUGCACCUAUUACACCAAAAGUAGUGAGAUACGCUGAACCAUUUAAAGUAGACUGGACGAAUCAAGCUGAUCAUUUCAAUCAAAAUAUUAUUGGGAAAAGGAAUGACUCCCAAAUUUCUAUACCAUUUGUUUACGCAUAUCAACAACCUAUAAUGCCUCAUAAAAUUAAUACGCCGGUCGCUAGCGUUGUAUAUCAUGGUCAUAUACAUACGAAUACUAUACACGCUAAAGAUAUACAUGUUGAAAAGGAAAAGAUAAAAUUGGAAGCUAAUAAUCAGUCGAGGUUUUUCAUUGAUGAGUUAGAAAAUGAUUAUAAAGUCAUACCAGUUGGUGAUGUAAAGAAAAAUAGGGAUUUUAUUACUAAUUUAGUUAAUUCUAAUAAUACUAUUUUGACUUGAGUUUUAGAUACUUCUGUAAAUUCUUUAUAAAGAGUUAGUGCAAGUUUUUUUUUAUUUAU